UGGAGGCCUGGUCGGCCUCUUUUCACGGUAACGACUACGGUAACUAAUGAUAAUAAAUUGUGAUUGUUACUCUCAAAGAUCAUUAUGGAGUUUCAGCACCCAGCAGCGGAGAGAUAUGGAGUUGACGUUUGUUUGUCUAAGGAAAAUCCCGAGUUAGCUCCAGAGUGUCCUCACGGACCAAUGCUCCUGUUUGAAAGAUUUUACAAAGAUGGUCGGUUACCUCAGAGGUUCUAUGCAUGCUCAGCAUCCAGAGACAGAAAACACUGUUCAUUUUUUCAGUGGGAAGGAGAUAUAGUGUCAGAGGCUAGGAAAGAAGCUCAUCAAGGAAUGAUACAAAAUUUAAGACGGUCACAUGAUGAAGCCUGUUUAAGAUACUCAAGCAUCUUUCAUGAAUCAGAUAAUCUCCAAGGGAAGAAAUGUUUUCAUUGUCAUUCUUGUGGCCUGCUGUUUCAACAUAACGAAAAGAAAAAUCAUCUGUCACAUGAUUAUGAAGAAGCUGUUGAUCUAUCCAAGCCAACUCUUAUUCUAAGACCAAGAGAAAAUGAAAAGACGCAAGCACAAUACUUAUUUUCAAGUAAGACAACACAGUUCCUAGUUUGUCUACUUAAGGAAUUAGGAUUUCACAAUGUGCUAUGUGUAGGCACACCAAGACUUCAUGAGGAAAUUCAAGCCUGUCGGAAAUCUGAUGACUUACCAUCUGGUUGUUUGGAUAGUCUUCUUCUGGACAUUGACUUCAGAUAUGCUCAAUUUUUCCCACCAUCCAAGUUUUGCUGGUACAAUAUGUUUAAUCAUUACUUCUUUGGAAAUAAUUCAAGAAGAGAGGUAUUCAAGUUGUUCAUGAGGAGGCAGGGUGUAGUGUUGGUGAUGGAUCCUCCAUUUGGUGGCCUUACUGAGGUUCUUUCUUUCUCAGUGAAAAACAUGUGGGAUGCCUGGAGACAGGCUCAUUUUCAUGGUGAAUCAGGGGUUGAGUUACCAACAGUUUGGAUAUUUCCAUACUUUAUGGAGCCUCAUAUGAAAGCUGCUUUGCCGUCAUUCAACAUGCUAGAUUAUAAGGUUGACUAUGAUAACCAUCCAUGUUUCAAGAGCAAAAGUCAGAAGGGUUCUAAACGUGGUUCACCCGUUAGACUCUUCACGAACAUGAAGCCUGCUGAUGUGGUUCUUCCUUCAUCUGAAGGGUACAGGUUUUGCAAGAGUUGUGACAGAUAUGUAGCACCUGAAAAUAUCCACUGUGAGAAAUGUAAUGGUUGUAUGUCAAAGGACGGGAGGCAAUAUGUUCAUUGUGAAAUGUGUGGUACAUGUGUCAAGCCAGGCCGUGUUCACUGUAUGACUUGCGGUCGCUGUGAGACUAAAGGACACCAGUGUAAGAGAUCAGUAGACGUUGGCACUUGCCACGUAUGCGGGGGCUUUGGACACAAGAGACGAGACUGUUUACAGCGCCCGAAUAAUCCCCCGCGAAAAAGACGGAAACAGAACUCAGAUGGAAUCCAAAUUAGUUUAAACGAGGAGGAAAAACUCUCGAAGAAACUUCCACGGAGAAAGAGCAAAACAAAGAAAAAACGAGUGAAUUUUCAAGGAGGGAAAGAAGUGAAUAGGAACUGAGAACUGAUUAAUGAAACUUCUUGCAUAGCUCUAUCGUUCGAUUAUUGUUUUCGAAUGCUUUGAAGUGAAAUUCGCCAGAAAACCACGGUUCAAAUGAAGAGUGAAAGUGAUUAAUGCAUUUUCUUUACAUUUUUGUUAAUUACAUUAUGGCUUGAAAAUUGAAAAAGACAUUUGUGGGUUUGAACAAGCUUCAAUGUAGCAAACUAACACCCUGGUUUUUUUGUCUUUUUCGUCUCUCCUUUGGUUUAGUCUCUAUAUUUUUGGACGGAUUUACUCUCCAUCAUAACUGGAAAUACGAACGGAAAUAAGGCUGAUAUUUUUGACAUUGACUCGCCUGUAUCGUUGAAAAUUCUCCAAGGACAGUACAUUGCAGAUGUUUAUUGGAA
Stylophora pistillata is the source of this 1985-nucleotide messenger RNA. Its product is annotated as rRNA N(6)-adenosine-methyltransferase ZCCHC4. Gene Ontology annotation, cellular component: nucleolus; cytoplasm. The record is from RefSeq and is a predicted model, not a curated record. Gene Ontology annotation, biological process: rRNA methylation. Gene Ontology annotation, molecular function: nucleic acid binding; zinc ion binding; rRNA (adenine-N6-)-methyltransferase activity. Lineage: Eukaryota; Metazoa; Cnidaria; Anthozoa; Scleractinia; Pocilloporidae.